This is a messenger RNA of Dreissena polymorpha, 10231 nucleotides long. RefSeq lists its product as uncharacterized. Bases 151 to 6984 code for a protein of 2277 amino acids. NCBI's taxonomy places the organism in Eukaryota, Metazoa, Mollusca, Bivalvia, Myida, Dreissenidae. The record is from RefSeq and is a predicted model, not a curated record. The transcript is spliced from 25 exons.
UUAAUAAAUACUUUGGGUUAAAUGGCUUUCGUGUUUUCUUAAUUUGUAUGCGAAAGUCAACGUUGUUUUAACUGACCGAACUGGAUGUAGUACCUCCUUUUCUGUUGACAUACUGACUGGUAUGGCUGGACUGUGGUACCACUGGUAACGAUGGAGAGUCUGCUGGAAGACAUGGAGGACGUGGUGGCCCCUGAUCUGUCAGCUGAGGCCACAGACUGGUGCACCAGUUGUCAGGCCCUCAAACAGCAACUGGCUCAAGUCAGAGAGGAGCAAGUACAAAACUUCCAGAAACUGAAACAGAAGAUCAUAUCUACAGACUUGCUGAUCAAGAAGUACAAGUCAAAGUGUGAUGAACAUGAUAUUCAGUGCAAGAAAACAGAUGAUGCCAUCAAACGAGCAGACAGAUAUCAAAGGCAGACUGAGAUUCUGGAGACCCAGUUGAAGGCUGCUCUGCUGGAUACUGAGCCCUUGAGACAAAGCAAAAUAUCCUUAGAAAAGCAGCUGUCAGAGCGGACAAGUGAAGUACAGACCUUGUCUGACAGGAUACUGUCCUUGGAGGGAGUGAACAGGCAGUAUGACAAUCUCUCACGGGCCAACUCUGUGGAUCUGGAGAGACUGCAGGCAGAGAGGAAGGAACAUCUUGCCAGAAUCAAGUGUUUGGAAUCAGGCAAACUGGAGAAAGGGGAAGCAAAAGAAUAUAAAAGAAGAAGUGCAGAGAGCAAGGACCACUACGAUAUUUUACGAAGUGAGAUCAGUAGUCUGAAGAAGGAGAAAACAACUCUGACGAAGGCAAACAAUCGCUUGGAGAAAAAGCUAUGUGCGGCCAUGGCCAAGAUUGAACUGAUGAGGAACAACCAAAAAAGCAGCCCCCACGGACGUAAGCACACAGGGUCAGUUUGCAGCUCCAGCCCCAUCAAGUCCCCAGGGGUCAUGUGUAGCCCCAAGAUCUUCAAGCCUUCCCCCAGGGCAAGGGCACAACUCAGAUCAACGUCUGAUAGGAACUCAUCCUCUCAAGCAACAGACAUUCUGGAUGAUCCGGUUGACAAGAAGCCUGUAUCAGAAAUGGGGACAAGCUCUUCCGAUGACUCUGAUGAUGAUCAGACCAGCCUCUUGAGCUUCAAAUGGACCCUGAGCCCUGUUGCCCCGUGUAUUUCACCUCUCCCACCCACCCCACUGUGUGUGGACAAAAACAAGAUCCAUGGAGGUGUGUCACCUCAGUCUGAUGAUGAUACCUGUAAUGAUGCUGCUGCUGCUGAUGAUGAUGAUGUGUCGGAAAUGGCUGACCAGCUGGAGCUGCAGCUACUGCAGAUGGAGGAGGGACCUCAGCAGCUUGAAAGUAUAGUUGGAGCAAAGAGUGAGGCUAGUCAAAUGGAGAAUUCCUCUGAUGUUCCUAUUAGUGCAAUGGACAAUAUUGUCAAACUCAUUUGUGAUGGUGCUGUUCCAUGUACUGGGACUGAGAGUGUUGAACAGUCUGGUACUGUAACGUUUGUCCAAGUGUGCUUCAGUGAUAAAACAGAACAUGACAGAGCACCUGUCGAAGAGCUUGCUAAACAUAACAGAGAUACUGGAGAACAUGUGCUUACAGAGACCAGUUAUACUCAGAAGAUAGUUGGUGAUAUUGUCACUGAAAUCGCCAUGUCAAAUGCUCAUGUGAAGCAAAAAACAAUUGGAAAUUGUUACACUAGUGACUUGUCAGAUGAAUGUAGUGAAACGCCAACCAAACAAUCUACUUGUGUGGUCACUAAACAGGAGAAUGACAAAUUUAAAGACACAAAUGGUAAAACUAAUGCACCAAAGUCAAAAGGAAAUCAUGUGCAAACUAUUGAAGGAACUUCCUUAAUAGAAAAUAUGUUAACAAACACUAGUGUACAGUCAGACCAAACAAAAGCUGUAGAAAAGGAUGAAAAUACAUUGAAUCAUCAGGAUGAAGAUCAGGGUCAUGAGGAUGCAGGUCUUGAUUUUGGUGAAACAUAUGACAAUAAAGUCAUAGGUGAGGGUGCAACACAAAUGAACAAAUAUCAUGAUAGUAAGUUAAAAGUAGACAGAACUGAUAUGAAAGAUAUAGUAGACAUUCAGAUAUGGAAAGAAGACCAAGUUGAAACUAUAAAAGGAUUGGCCUUACCACCAGUGACAAGUUGUUUUAACUGUCAUGAAAUAGAAUUGGAUACUAAGAGUGUAACACAAGUGUUUCAAAAACCAGGAAUUGAGAAGAAAGAUAAUUUAUCAUCAAAGGAAAGUAUUGAUGCUAAAGAAAUAAAUAACAAGGGUAGCAAAGACAUGUUGUUUGGUUCAAAAACUUCUUGCAACAUCACUCGAGACAUUAAGAAAGGGUCCUGUAAUACUUUGAAAAAUAGUGACGAUUCUACAGAGAAAACUGAUUUUGACUUCAUUGAAGGUUACAAUAUCAUUUCUCGAGACAGUGUAAAGGCAAACAAUAGCCCAAAAGCUUUAGAUAAAAAUGUGAAGAAGAAACUUGGCAAGACAAAACAAAGACUGUUUCAGAACUGUAAAUAUGUAGAUCAUGAUAGCGUAGAAAGCUCCCAAGAAAUUGAGAGGAAGGAAGAAGUGUUAGAAUGUAAAAUGGUACCUGUUGUUGAAUUAUGUGAACUUGGUGGUGCCUGUACUAAGCAGUUUGUGAACACAUGUGCAUUUGAUAAAACUCAAUCAUUAGAUUCUUUAAGUAAGAAUACUCAUGUAAAAAAGACUGGGCUGAAUCAUGUUGUGCCUGUGUUACAAACUAGUGAUUCCUCUCAUGCAUUUAGGCCUGUGCAAUCAGUAGCUCAUAAGAAGAAAGAUGACAAUAGAGUUGGACAAGCUUCAAAAGAAAUUGAAAUAAAACAUAAUGAAGAAAACAAGAUCAGUGCUUGGGUCAGAGACAUCAACAUCACAAAUGAUACUAUUAUUGAUAAUACAAACAACAAUACAGAAUGUGGUGUAACCAGACAAUUGAGUACAGGUUUUACUGUACAUUCUGGAUACAUUGAGAGAAGACAUAGUUCAGAAAAGAUGAAACCUUUCAAAAGUUCACAGCAGCUGAAGAUACAGAUUGACGGUCAAAAUACUUGUGAUACAAUAGAUGAAGAAGAUACCAAUCUAGAGGAAAGUGUAACUAUUCUUCCAACUGACAAAAGUGAGGAACACUUUUUUAGCAAUAAUGAAAGUUUAAGACCUACAUCUAUUAAUAAAAUGAAUCAAUCUGAGGAAAGUGUUUUUCAGCAAGAAGGUUCCACUGAUGGUGCCUCUCAUGUCAAGAAUAUUAUUAAGAAUACAGUCAGAAUUGUAAGUGAUGACAUGAAGCCUGGCUGCUUACACAGUACAUCAGCUGGGAAAAGUUUACCUUUGUCUGCAUCAUUGUUAAUCACUAACACAUUUAAAACAGUUUCUAAACAGCAUUCAGAAUGUGUUGAUAUAAUGGGAGGUUUAGACUCAGAAGCAAACCUCUUUAGGAGCAUUUCAAGAGGAUCUAGUCCCAGUUUGGAAUCCUUGAAUCGAACCUCACCAUUAUCACCUUUGUCUCUUUCCCCAUUUUGUUUUACUAAUCUGAUAUCACCCUUGCCACCUUCACCUGUGCGUGAUUUACAAAGAGUUUCUCCACUUUCACCAACACAGCUAGGAGAAGGUGAUCAAGUACGCAAUUGCACAUCUCAUAAACAUGAACAUAAAUGUGUUAAGACUGAAGUUGCAAGUAAUUAUACUUCAAAUGACAAUAGUUCACAAGAAAAGAUUCAAGAAUUGCCAAUGGGUGUUCAUGGUAAUGUGAUGAUUAAUUCUGAAAAUAGUGUGGGAUUUAAGGUUAGAAUUUCAGAAAUAAAAAAAGAGGAUGAAUGUGGAAAAAUUAAUGCUGAACAAAGUACUCCAUUUACAGUUAAAAUUGAAAGACAAAUGCCUGUUAAGACUAUUAAUAAUGAAAAUGAUGUGUCUCACAAUGCAGGGGAUGAUAAAAAGCAAGUGUCUGACAGGACUGGGGAUGAUCAAAAGCAAGUGUCUGACAUGACUCAGGAUGAUAAAAAGCAAGUGUCUGACAUGACUCAGGAUGAUAAAAAGCAAGUGUCUGAGAUGACUCAGGAUGAUAAAAAGCAAGUGCCUGACAGGACUUGGAAUGAUAAAAAGCAAGUGUCUGACAUGACUCAGGAUGAUAAAAAGCAAGUGUCUGACAUGACUCAGGAUGAUAAAAAGCAAGUGCCUGACAUGACUCAGGAUGAUAAAAAGCAAGUGCCUGACAUGACUCAGAAUGAUAAAAAGCAAGUGUCUGAAAUGACUCAGAAUGAUAAAAAGCAAGUGCCUGACAUGACUCAGGAUGAUAAAAAACAAGUGUCUGACAGGACUUGGAAUGAUAAAAAGCAAGUGUCUAACAAGACUAUUGAAAAUGAAAAGGAUGUGCCUAUCAAGACUAUUGAUAAUGAAAAGGAAGUGUCCCACAAGGCUGGAGAUAAUAAAGAGCUAGUGCUUCAGAAGACUGAUGAUAAAUCUAAGCAAGUUUCUGAAAUAUAUGGAUGUUUAGAUGAUACAGAAUCUAAUGCUAAUUAUCCACACAAAACUGCCGAAAAUGGGUUUAAAGAAAAAAGUGUUAAAAAAAAUGCUCAUACUGUAGAAGACGGAAAAGUCAUUAAAGAAAAAAGAAUUGGUGAGAAGAAAAAUAUGGAUUCAUUAUUACAUAAAUCAGACAGUGGGACUGUUUUACAGAAAGAGGUGGAAAUAAGUAACCUUGCUCAAUCCAAGCUUUCAACAAAUGAAAUCAAAUCUGAAAUGAAUCUCAAAUUUGAAAUGAAUGAGAGUUUUGAGGAUAAUUCUUUAACUGGGGAGGGUGAAAUGUCUUCAGUAUCUGAAGUCCCUGGUGAUAUUGGUCAAAUACAAAAAUCUAAGAGUUAUAAAUUCAUACCAAAUGUCAAAUCAGACAAGGAUAAAGGUCCUGUUAAAUCACAAACAGUUUCUGCUAGAGUAGUACCAUUAGAUCUGAUGAAACUUUCACCAGUCCCAGCCAUUAUCAGUCCAAUAAAAACACCUGUGUGCAAAGUAACUAAAGUUAUUCAACCAAGAAGCAAAGCAGUCAACUUAACAGAAUGUUUUAUUCCAAAACAAUAUAAGAGGAGAUCUGAAGAUACACAAGCUACUACUAAACAGCAGAAUCAGGACAGCACACGGAGAGAGAAGUUGAAAAAACUGAAACAAGAUGUUGCAAACAGUGACUUAUGUUCCAAACAGAUAAUGAGCAAUUCACUUGUCAAGAAAGAAAAGGAAACAAAGACUUUUCAGAAUGUUGGUGAACUCGGUUGUGUACGAAAAUCUGGACGAGUGAUGUUAAGAAAAAGAUCUAAAAGUCCUGACAAUAAAAAUGGUUAUAGAGAAACUGAUGUAUCACACAAAGAAGUUGAUAUUGAGACAGCAAGUAUACCAACAGUAACAAUUGAUGAUACACAAGCUGGAUAUGGUGCUGGAGAUUGUGACCUGGAUAUUGAUGACAUUACGAAAGAAGAAGAGAAAGUCCCCAGUGGAAUGGACAACUGGGCAUUCAAGAGAAGAACCAGACUGGCACAUAAAUCUGAUAUCAGGCCUUUAAGACCAGGAAUGAUUAAAGUGAUCGAUCCACCGUUAUUUCCGCCGAGUGUUUCCCGCCAAGCCAGGAAGAGAAUGUCCGAUCUGAGCUUAAAGCCAGCAGAGGAUGCCUGUAAACAAAUGCUGACUGAGAAAAUACAGCAGAAGAGUUUUGUUGGAGUAAAGCAAAGAAAAGAUGAUAUGAAGAAGGUACAUGGCUAUUUGAAGUCCACUGAGACUCCGGAGGUAUUCAUUGCGGGCAUGAUGUCAAACCAGGGCUCCAGUAGAAUGCCAGACCUGCUGCUCAGUCUGUGUGUGGAGGUGCUGGGUAAAGUGACCACGGACUCAUUAGACACAGUGUAUGAGGUUUGCCUAACUGACCGCCACCGAGACCUCCACCCCACCCACUUCCCUUUCCUCAAUGACAUUGACAGGAAGGCCCUACAGCUUCUGCAGCACCUACAGAGCAAACCUCAAUAUGGUAUCAGUUACCAGACAGUGCUUUCCAUGCUGUGGCAGAGUAUAUUUAGCAGAGAGAUCAGUCUGACAAUUGUUGGGAAAAUGUCCCUGUGUCGAGUGUAUACAGCUGUCUGUGCUACAAAGGGUGAUGUAGAGAGGGCACGUGUCCUGAUCUACCACAUCUACACAUGUGGUCACCUGAGCAGCCUGGAGCUACUGGUGCCCGUAGUCAGUGUGUGGCCCCGAGUCCUGCAGAGACACCCUGGGGACCACUUGGGCAACAUGGUGACCCCUGGUGACCCUCCUGACAAGAACUUGACCCCUGUCAUUACAUUGGUUUUUGAGGAGCUCAUCUCUAGGUCAUUGAUUGAGAUGGCCAAUGACUUUGGAAAAAAAGUUAUGUGUAUCCUCCAGAAGCUCUGUCACUGGACUAGUUGCCCUGGCAAUGCUGAACUCAUCUUGACAUCUCUGCUCAACAGACUGGCCGAUGUGACACACCCAGAUUCCAUGGACCAUGCUUGCAUAUUUGAGCUGGUACAGGGUGCAUGUUUGCUGCUGUCCCAUCAGCCCUGGUCCUGGGUUUGGGACCAGUUUGUGAAGGGACAUGGCCUGCAGAGCUCUGUCAACCGGUACUGCGCAAGCCACAGCAGUGUCCCCAUGGCUCCAGAGUACAUGUGUGCCAUACUCCAGAUCACAAGCUCUGCGCUGUUUGUACAUUCACACACCAUACCCAGCGAGGACCUGCAGCAACUGGCAAACACCUGGCUCCUCCCUCUGCUACACCAUCAACCAGGUUCAGCCAAGGUGCGCAACUCUUGCCUGGAGACUCUCCUAGAGUUGUGCCCCUUCCACCCGCCACUCCUGGUCAGUGUACAGGACUGGUUUUCACGCAAUCUGGCCAGCGUUCAUGACAACAUGGUGCACAGGCUGGAAGAACUGAGAUGUAGCCUCAAACUGUCCACUGGGGUUAUAUGCAUGCCCUUUGUCAAGUGAAGUACAUGUGCAGUGUAACCUGCAAAGAUCCACAGGUGUGAAAUGCAUGCCAUUUGUCAAGUGAAGUACAUGUGCAGUGAAACCUACAAAGAUCUACUGGGUUGAGAUGCAUGCCUGUAAAGUGAAGAACAGGUUCAGUGUAGCCUAGGAGGAUCCAUGGGUGUGAAAUGCAUACCAUUUGUCAAGUGAAGUACAUGUGCAGUGUAACCUACAAAGAUCCACUGGGUUGAGAUGCAUGCCUGUAAAGUGAAGAACAGGUUCAGUGUAGCCUAGGAAGAUCCAUGGGUGUGAAAUGCAUGCCUUUUGUCAAGUAAAGUACAGGUGUAGUGUAACCUACAAAGAUCCAUUGGUGUGAAAUGCAUCCCCUUUGUCAAGUGAAGUACAGGUGUAGUGUAGCCUAUAAUCAUACACUCAGAUGAUAUGCAAACUUGUUUUAGCCAUUACAGACAUGCACAUAAAAAAAGAGCAAAACUGCAAUUUUUAUGCUUUAAUAGAAAAUUAGCAAAAUUUGAAACAUGCUAUGAUUACCUAUGAUUUCUCGUGUAUGUUCGAAAAUGAUUGUUAUCCGUUGAAAAAUAUGUCUGCCAAAGGGCUGGGCAAUGUUCCGUUUUUUGGCUAUAUUAAAAGUUUGUGAAUAUCCUGAGAUAAGAUUUAUUGCCCAAUCUUCAUAAAACUUGCUCCGAAGAUUUAUUCCAAUUAUAUCUUGGACCGGGUUGAAAUAGUUUCUGGUCCAUUAAAAAAAUUGCCACAUGGUGUAGGGCAGUUUUUCUUAUAUAGGUGAAUUCAAACUCUUUUCAUAUACUUGCUAAAAGUCAUGAUUUCUCAGCAAAAUUUGAAAAGGAUUAUGGUCAGUUAUCAAACAUGCCAACCAAAGGUCGGGGCUUUUAUCUGCCUUAUCUUCAAGAAAUUGUCUCUGGACAUUUGUCUCUUGCCUUUGUUCAACUAGGUCACAUUAGGUCUAAAUUUAGGUAUUUUUAAAGGAAAAGCUUGUGAACACAAGGGUACCACAUUGCCCAAUGUUCAUGAAUCUUGGUAAGAACAUUUCUCUCAUUUAUAUCUCGAUCAAGUUCGGAACUGGGUCAUGUGGGGUCAAAAAGUAGGUUACAUGGUCAAACGAAAGAAAAAGCUAGUAAACACUAGAGGUCACAUUUAUGUCCUAAUCUUUAUUAACUUUCUUAAACCUUUUAUAUAUCCAGGGAGUUCAAACGUGGGUCACAAGGGAUAAACAACUAGGUCACAUAGUCAUACUAAAGAAAAGUGUGAAAGCUCUAAAGGCCACAUUUAUUGCACAUUUGUCCAAAUAAUAUCCCAGCUGUGUUUGAAGAUUGAUCAAGUGUUGUCAAAAAUUAGGUCAUUAGGUCAAAGUGAAUAAAUAGCUUGUGAACACUAGAGGACAUAUUUAUUACCCAGCUUUCAUGAAACAUGCUGAGAACAUUUGUCCCAAUAAUAAGCCUAGUUAAAACUGGGUCAUGUUCGAUCAAAAUAAAAAGCUUGUGAAAACUCUUUAGAGGGUACAUUAUUUGCUCAAUCUUUGUGGAAUGUGCUAAUAACGUUUUUCAAAAUAAUAACUGGGCUGAAUUUAGAACUAGGUCACAUGGUAUUAAAAGUUAAAUGCUGUGUCAUUAACUCAAAAGCUUGUCAACUCUGCAACAUGUUUUGCACCAAUCAGUGUUCUUACAAUGGUUCUGGAGACAUUGCAACAGCUGAGAAAAAUAGUCAAUUAUCUAAGAUUCUAAGUAAAAGUAGAUCAUACAUAAUAUAUAAUACUAAAUUACUAAAGUUAGCCUUUUUUUGUUAUAUUGCUGUUUGCAGAUAUCAAUAGUUAUAGCUGUUAUUUCACUGUGAAUUUCUGAGAUGUACCUUUACCAUGAUCAAACCUCGAAUGUCCUUGAAGAGCAAUAUACACUUCAUAGAUAUUUCUUUAGGAAGUUAACUUACUGUCUUACAUAUAGAAUGUAGGCUAGUGGUUGCUUGUAAUGUACAUAGUGGUGAAACCAGCACAGUGAUCCCCCAUAGUAGGCAUGAGUUUAACAUCUCACAUAGGUUUAACAUCUCACAUAGGUUUAACAUCUCACAUAGGUUUAACAUCUCACAUAGGUUCACUGCUGCAGCAAAUAUCAUAUGACCAAAUUACGUUUAAAAUAGUUUAAAUUAAUUAAAAUUUCAGAUGAUAAAUCAACAGUUUGUAAUUUCAGACAAUUGAUUAAUAUUGUAAAGAGAUACAUGAAAGAGAAUAUUAGUGAAAGAGUACACAAAAAACUAUAGUUGCAGUAACUAAGAUUUUAAGCUCAAGUGACCACAAGUCAUUGCAAUGAACACAAUUUGAACAUAAAGCUUGUGGCUGCAGUGGUUAAAACUGGCAGUGUGCCAGUAGGGGAGAGCACUGUGAGGAGUUUGAUUUGUUGUUAGUUGCUAGAUGAUCAUGUAGUUGCUAGUUGAUGAUAUAUUCAUGUACUUACUCAAAAUUAUAAUUGUUUGUAAACUAUUUCAUUUUUUAUGAAAGUGCUUCUUUGUUGCUGUAGAUGAUCAGAUAAGUUGUUUAAGUUUUACUGGGAUAGAAAAAUAUCAAAAGUUUUAUAAUGAUUUAAAUAUGUUUGAUUUUCAGAAAAUGCUAAUAUGACAUUUACAUUAUAAGAAUUGAGGAGCAUUCAAAGACAUUGCACAAUUAUGUGUUCCGGGUAUUCGUUAUCCAUAGAAUUGAUAGACGUUUUGAUUAACAAUCAUGUUCCAAAUGGCAAUACUUAAGAAAACACUGAGUGCAUUUAUGUAUUUGAUGUAUAAAUAAUGUGUUAUACUCUAUAAUUAUCAAUAGUCUGCCUUUUGCAAGGGAGGUGGAAAACUACAACGGGCGAGGCAUGGUAUGGUAUUGCACAAGGGGGGGUUAGAGGGUUAAGGUUAGGGUUAGGGUUAGUGUUAGGGGUCGGGUUAGGGUUUGGGUUAGCCUAAACCCAACCCUUACCCAACCCCUAACCCUAACCCUUGCCCUAACCCUUUUUUGGGGUUAUCACCCCUGACCAUGCUCGCCCAUUGUAGUUUUCCGCCUCCCGAGAUAUGUUGAUGGUCUUAAUUGUUAACGUACCGUACAUGUACAUAAAAUGUGUUAUGUCAAUCCUAUCAGGUUGAACAUUAUUUUCAUUGUUUGUAUAUUCCGUAUAAAUUCAUUGGGUCUGUAUUAUUGUUGUUGUUUUCCAAGAGAUUUUGGCUGUUGCUAUUUCUGUUACGUUUGAUACAAUAAAAUUCGUAUAUA